CCGGUCGUUUACCAAUUGCUUUGAACCUCAGUGCUGGUGAAAAAGAUGGCGGCGCCCUACGGUGAUACGUGUAACGAGAAGAUGCUUUAGAUAAUUAUUAAUUUAUAAAGAUAAAUAAUACUUAGCAACAUGUUUAAAGAAACUGCACAACGUUUUAAGGCCGCAGCUCCUUUGCUUGCAAAAACGACGCUUUGGAAAGAAGUAAGAAUCAGCUCGACACAUGGAGGGAGCAGUGUCCACGGGCAUCGAUAUUUCAAUGUCACCUGCAGUUUAUGUGCGAAGGUACCGCCGAGAAAAAAGCCGCGAGUCAAGGUGGACAUACCCGGACUCGAGCGCAUUACCUAUGGCGAUAGAAUGCACUAUGUCCCUGGGUUGGCAAAGCCCUCUUUCCCUACCUGGGUGCGAGACUGGAACGACCCCUCUCAUUAUUAUGCGCCGAAAGAGGAAGAAAUGCCACUCCAUAAAGAGAAGUCUUGCUUCAUAUUUAACCAAAGGACAAACGCACUUGAAGGUGUCAGGCAAGCACUGUGGCUCACUAAAUCCAAGCUGACAAAUGGACUUCCGGACCAGGUUCUGUCAUUGGCUGAGAAUGAAGCCAAUCAGAUUGAAAACCAGGAUGAGCGAGUUCAGAAUGCCAUCAGGCAUGCUCGCUUCUGGGACACCACAGAGGAACGACCGUCCAGAGACAAUUUCUGCGUGGCUUUGCUGAGGAGCCUGAUCCACCUGUGUGGGAGCCUGCAGGUCAGUCAUCCUGGGCUUGGCAGGAGGAUCCUGGCAGAGAAAUACAGUCUGGCUGCCACAUGGAGCAGAGGUGAAGACUUGUUCCAGGUGCGAGGGCAGAAUGGGUUGCUGCUCAACAGCAUGGCCCCUCUCCCAGUGCUUGCUGGGAAAGAGGAGGUCCAGAGCACGGCCGACCAUGUCCUGGAGACGUUCUACCCAAUCUCUCCCACCAUCGACCUGCAGAGUGUCCAGGUCUACGAGGAGCAGAACCAUACAGGCUUCAAGGACGACUACCCUUACCCUCAUGCCCACACCCUCUUCCUCCUGGAGGCAGGAGACACCCCUGUCACUCUCCUUCCUGAGCAGCUCCGUGCUAAGAUGAUCAUGUUUGCCUUUGGGAACGCCCUGGCUCGUGCUCACACACUCCACGGGACUAAGCCUGGGGUGCUGGAGCAGCCCAUAGUGGUCCAGUCGGUGGCCACCAACGGCCGGAUGUUCCAGUAUGUGGUGUUCCAGCUCAACACCACAGACCUGCAGGCUGACGAGGGGGUCAAGAACCAGGUGUGGGUGGAGAAUGACCAGCUGCUGUACGACUUCGCCAAGGUGCGCCCCCUCAUCAAGAAGAGGGUGGUGCAGAUUCCACCAGGUCUAUCUGGGUACAAGCCUGAAACCUUCCAGAAGUUCCUGUCCCUCUAUCUGCAUGGAGCUGUGUGAACUAGCUACAUUAAACGGCACCAAAACAACAAUGUUCCACUAUUCAUAACCUUCCUUUUUCUACUGGCAUUACUGUAAUAUCUGAAAAGUGACCCUAGAUACUCUAGCUCAUCAGAGUCAAACGUUUCAUUGCGUUUCUCUACCCUCGGCUCAGUUUUGAAUUACAUCUGUAGAAGAGGAUUGUGAUCCAUAUCUCUUAUUGCUUAAGAAAAUGACCAAAAUAGCAAUGUGGAAAUGUAGCUAUGUAUGUCAUUAUGACAAACUCAUUAUUUUGAGAUGCGUAAUUUGUUUCCAGAAUUGAUUAAAUGGAUACAGAUGUCACACAAUGAAAUGUGCUGUUGAAAUGAUCCCUUCCGCCUUAAAAUGUGGUUUGGGUGGGAGGUGGUGUUGGCAGCAGUAGCCAUUUCAUGCUGCACCUUGUCCUACCACGCUGUCAUAACAAGCUGAAACGCGCCCGAGAUAGUCUACACUGUACAUGGGUAGAGUGCACAAUCUAAAAAGCCCAAUGCGAUAUUCCUGUGCGUGUUAUAACUUUGAGGUAAGUUCAUCGACAAAAGCACCAGACCGUUCUUUGUGUCCUCGCUGCUCUGUUGCCAUUGUGUUGAUUUGUUACGUUUGGUCUGGUAUGAUAUUAAUUUGUGGAUGUCCAUCCAUUUCGUAUAUGUUACGAUUUCCAAUUUGUUGUGGCUAACAUUAGCUAGAUGCCUGGGUCAUUCCUAUCGCCCGGUGCCCCCAGGAAAUAUCACCUUAUUUAGUGUAAAAUGUGGAUGCCGAAGGGCUUUAAAUAUCAAGUUAGGUGUCCUUUACUAUAAAAACGCAAAUACAUGGAUGUCGAAGUGAAUUGUAUGCAUUUUGUUUUUAGUGUGUGUCGGCGUUUUUACCAUUUCCCCGGCUGCUAUUCAUCAAUUUCUGAAAAAUAUUAGCUAUUAAAUGCACUGAAGAAAAAUGGAAACGCAACAUGCAAAGUGUUGGUCGCAUGUUUCAUGGGCUGAAAUAAAAGAUCCCAGAAACUUUC
Oncorhynchus mykiss (rainbow trout) is the source of this 2449-nucleotide messenger RNA. It is a transcript of the gene mrpl37, whose product is annotated as mitochondrial ribosomal protein L37. Lineage: Eukaryota; Metazoa; Chordata; Actinopteri; Salmoniformes; Salmonidae. Gene Ontology annotation, cellular component: mitochondrion; ribosome. Gene Ontology annotation, molecular function: structural constituent of ribosome. The record is from RefSeq and is a predicted model, not a curated record. Gene Ontology annotation, biological process: translation.